AAUUUGCAGAUCUGUGUCAGUCAUAACUUCAAAGUCAGAGAGAAUCCAAUGUUCCACUACAUAACUGCAUUGGCUGAUAAGAAUACUGGUAACUAUGCGGAUGCAGUAAGGUCUCUGACUGCUGCUUUGAGUUUGGUAAAUAUUAGAUCCAAAGGAAAUCCCCUACCAGAAGUCAGUCUAGUAGAAAAGGCUUCAAUUUAUGUUGAAAUGAUUGAUACACUCAAUAUUGUUGGCCAGAAAGAUGAGGCGUUGAGGAUUUUAGAAGAUGCUACUGAAGAAUUACGAGGUACUCCUGAAGAAGCAAGAAUAUUACUGUUGAGCGCUGAGCAUUCUUUGGCCAGAAAAAAUGUACAGGGUGCCCUAGAUUUACUUAGCAAAAUAAAACCAACUGAUUCUUGUUAUACGGAUGCAAAAUCAAAGCAUGCAGAAAUAUUGUUGAAAUAUCGCAAAGAUAAAUAUGCUUUUUUACAAUGUUACAUGGAUUUUGUUAAUGAUAAUCCCUGCCCCGAAUCUUAUGUGAUGCUAGGUGAUGCAUACAUGAAAGUACUAGAACCUGAUGAAGCCCUUCAAUGCUUCGAAAAGGCUUUGAAAGAAAAUCCUAAAGACCCUUUUUUAACCUCAAAAAUGGGUAAAGCUCUUGUUCAGGCACAUUAUUUUUCUCGAGCUGUUAUAUUUUAUAAGGACACUAUAGAAAAUACAAAUGACAUUGAACUGAAGUUACAGCUCGCUGAACUUUAUAUGAAUUUGAGAGAAUAUGAGAAAGGUGAAUUGCUAUUAUUGAAUGAACUUGAUGAAGAAAGAGUUCAAGACCUUGAAGAUAUUACAUUCCUGAAAGAGAAAACAAGAUUGUUGAAUUUACUUUCCCAGAUUCAAGAAAAAUCUGGAAAUAUUAUGUAUGCCAUAAAAAGCUUGAAAGAAGCUAGAGAAUACCAAAGAAAAAUACAAAAAAGGAUAACUGUUGAUCAGAAUGUAACGCCAGAAAUUGAGAUACAAGCAGUAAUUGAUCUUUCAAUGAAAUUGGGUGAAAUGGCAGUGGCUUUGAAAAGUAAUGAACAAGCAAUAAAUUUCUAUAAGGACGGCCUUGACGUGUCACCUAAUAACACGAUUAUCUUAGUAUCCCUAGCAAAACUGUAUAUGCAAAUGAAUUAUCUUGAAUUGUGUCAGCAGACUUGCUCCACAAUUUUAAAAAUUGAUCCAUUCAAUGAAACAGCUUCGGUGAUGAUGGCUGAUAUAGCUUUUAGAAAAGUUGACUUUGAUAUGGCACUUUUUCACUUUACCCAAUUAGUUACUAAACAGCCAACUAACUGGGCGGCCCUUAUUCGCCUUAUAGAAAUUCUGAGAAGAACAGGUAAUAUCGAAGACUGUGGAGAGUAUCUUAGUAUUGCAGAAAAGAAAAGUGGAAAUCCUUUGAAAGAUACUAAGUACUUAUACUGUACAGCUUUGUAUCAGUGGUAUUCUGGCAAUCUUAAUGGAGCACUUAAAAAUUUUAACAGUUCACGACAAGAUCCAGAUUUUGGCCAAACAGCUAUUUACAAUAUGAUUGAAAUUUGUUUGAAUCCCGAUGAUGAAAUGUUUGCUGAACAAUUUAUGGAUAGUGACGACAUUGAAUACAAAGAUUCUAGAAGCAUGGCCUUGAAAACAGCCGAUCGCCUGUUACGCGAAUUGAAGCAGAAUGAAUACAGAUUCUUGAUAGUUCGUACUGGACCCUCCGGUUUUAUUUUCAUGUUUUCAGGUAUUGCUACGGGGUAUACUUUAUUGAAACAGGGCCAACGAGCUAAAAAUCAGCUGAAAAGAAUAGUAAAAUCAACUUGGACAUUUGAAGAUGCCGAAUAUUUGGAACGUUCUUGGUUACUUCUUGCUGAUUAUUAUGUACAAUCAGGAAAAUAUGAUAUCGCCACAGAACUUAUCAAUAAAGUGACUCAACAUAAUAAAGCAUGUACAAGAGCCUAUGAGUACCUCGGUUUUAUAUCAGAGAAAGAACAACAUUAUAAAGAAGCAGCCAAUAACUAUGGAAAUACAUGGAAACUUGGGGGGAAGUCUAACCCCUCGAUUGGUUUCAAAUUGGCAUAUUGUUUGAUGAAAUGCAAAAAAUAUCCUGAUGCGAUUGAUAUUGCUCAGGAAGUUUUAAGAUUGAGUCCAGAAUAUCCUAGGGUGAAGAAGGAUAUUUUGGAAAAAUGCAUGAAUAAUAUAAGACUCUAGAAUUUUGAUUAGAUAUAGAACAUUGAGACUUGAAAUGAAUAAUAGUUUUGUAAUAUUUAGUAAUUUAUUUUUUUUAGGUUACGAUAACUUCAUUUGUUCAUUAGGUUAUUAUACUUUUUAUUUGAUGACGAUAA
Messenger RNA from Leptinotarsa decemlineata (Colorado potato beetle), 2333 nucleotides. Its product is annotated as tetratricopeptide repeat protein 21B. Gene Ontology annotation, biological process: protein localization to cilium; intraciliary retrograde transport. The record is from RefSeq and is a predicted model, not a curated record. Lineage: Eukaryota; Metazoa; Arthropoda; Insecta; Coleoptera; Chrysomelidae. Gene Ontology annotation, molecular function: protein binding. Gene Ontology annotation, cellular component: intraciliary transport particle A.